Talaromyces amestolkiae is the source of this 774-nucleotide messenger RNA. RefSeq lists its product as uncharacterized. The transcript has 2 exons. The record is from RefSeq and is a predicted model, not a curated record. Bases 1 to 774 code for a protein of 257 amino acids. Gene Ontology annotation, cellular component: Ndc80 complex. NCBI's taxonomy places the organism in Eukaryota, Fungi, Ascomycota, Eurotiomycetes, Eurotiales, Trichocomaceae. Gene Ontology annotation, biological process: chromosome segregation.
AUGUCGUCCUUCGAGCCUUCAUUAUCCACCAGCGCCAUGCGACCGCCAUUGGCAUCUGCAGAGGCUCCCUCCAUAGCAGAUACUCUCCCAAGCCUCAAUUUCGGCUUUGAAGAUUUGCGGAGUCGAAUGGCACAGUUUACAGCAAAAUUUGACGCUUUUAUUGAGAAGGGACGGAAACAAGUCUUGCAGGAACGCAAUCAGUUUCACAGCAACCUGGCUGAACUUCAGAAGGACUACGACAUGAAGCAGAAUGAUAUCAAAAUAUUGACUUCCAAGACUCAAGACCACCAACAAACGAUUCAGCGCGAAGGCGCCGAAGCCGCAGAGAUACACGCACACAUCUCCUCGAUCACACUUGAACGCGACAACCGACUCUCAAAACGGGAUAGACUAAAGCGACAAAUUGCGGAGACUCAACAAGCAAUCGACCAGAAAUUACAGGCGCAAAAGGCGCAUGCUCAGUACCUCGAUUCACAAGCUCGACUGAAUGUUCCUGAAUUAGAAUUCUGGCAGGAUUAUCUCUGUAUGCGGAUCGAGGGUGCUGGAAGGGAAGAUCGGUUGAAGAUAGUAUACACACAUCUUCUGGAGAAAGACUGGGAGAAAGAGGCCUGGUUUGAAUUGGGUACUGCGUCGAGGGAUUACGAGAUAUAUCAUACCAAACCCAAGUUGGAGAGGGAGGCCAUUGAACGCGAGUUGGACAUUGUCAACGAAGACCGAGAUUUUGGGGCACUUUUGAAGAGGAUGCGCCGACUGUUUUUGGAGUCGAUGAAAUAA